UGGCCAAGCCGGGUUCCAUGCAGCAGGGAGUCCAAGAUGGUGGCGCUCGGGGCUGGGAGGGACGGCUCGGCGGCGGUGGUGACCGCGAGGAAGCUCUUGGUCGCCGCGUGUCUGUGCUUCAGCAGCCGCUUCCUCCCCUCGGCAGACGCCACAGGGCAGGCGGAGAGCGACGGCAGUCCCAGUGCGGCGGGGCCUCACCGGCGGUUCGAAUACAAGUACAGUUUUAAGGGACCGCACUUGGUGCAGCCGGACGGAUCGGUGCCCUUCUGGGUAUUUACGGGCAAUGCUAUCCCCAGUGCCGAUCAGAUCAGAAUAACUCCUUCAUUAAAAAGCCAAAGAGGAUCUGUAUGGACGAAAAGCAAAUCCAUAUUUGAAUACUGGGAGAUUGAGGUGACCUUCCGAGUGACUGGAAGAGGAAGAGUAGGAGCUGAUGGAUUGGCAAUCUGGUAUACUGAUGGACAAGGAUUAGACGGCCCAGUUUUUGGUGCAGCAGAUAACUGGAAUGGUGUUGGCAUCUUCUUUGACUCCUUUGACAACGAUGCAAAGAAAAACAACCCUGCAGUGAUUGUUGUCGGCAAUAAUGGCAAGCUCCAUUAUGACCAUCAAAAUGAUGGAUCCACGCAAGCGUUGGCAUCAUGUCAAAGAGAUUUUCGUAACAAGCCUUAUCCCAUCCGUACAAAGAUUAUUUACUAUCAGAAGACACUAUCUGUAUUAAUAAACAAUGGCUUUACUCCAGACAAAGAAGACUAUGAGUUUUGUGCCAAAGUUGAAAACAUGGUACUGCCUCCUCAGGGCUACUUUGGCAUCUCUGCAGCAACAGGUGGCCUUGCAGAUGACCAUGAUGUCUUGUCAUUCCUAACAUUUCAGUUGACUGAGCCUGGCAAAAUGACGCCUCCACCAGAUACAGACAUUGCUGAAAAGGACAAGGAGAAAUAUCAAGAAGAGUUUCAGCACUUCCAGGAAGAGUUGGACAAAAGGAAAGAGGAAUUUAAGAAAGAGCAUCCGGACACACAAGGCCAGCCAGUGGAUGAUAUCUAUGAGACGGUGGGUGAUCGUGAGCUGAGACAGAUCUUCGAAGGCCAAACUCGAAUUCACCUGGAAAUAAAACAGCUGAACAGGCAAUUAGACAUGAUUCUGGAUGAACAGAGAAAAUACGUCUCUACGAUAACAGAAGAGAUUUCCAAAAGAGGGUCAAAUGUCCCUAGCCAUCAAGGGCAGGCUUCCCAGUUAGAGCUUGACAAUAUUGUAAAAGCUCAAGAAGAGGUUCUGAGACAAGUUGUGGAAAUGAAAAAUUCCAUGGGGGAAACUCAGCGUCUCGUCACUGGCAUUCAGCACCACCCCGCUUCCUCUGGUGGGAUCUACGAAACCACACAGCAUUUCAACGACAUUAAGGAACAUCUCCAUGUCGUAAAGAGGGAUAUUGAGCAUUUAGUCCAGAGGAACAUGCCAUCAAAUGAAAAACCCAAAUGUCCAGAGUUGCCAAAAUUUCCAUCAUGUUUAUCCACAACACACUUCUUUAUAUUUGUAGCAUUCCAGACGCUACUCUUCAUUAGUUACAUCAUGUACAGGAGUCAGCAGGAAGCAGCAGCAAAGAAAUUCUUUUGAUGGCCUCUCUGUUGUGCAUGGAAAGCAUUGCACUAGUUGGAGAAGAGGGCAGGAAUCCUUUAGUGUUGAAAAUGCUUCAAUAUUUUAAAUUAUUGAGUUCUUUCUUAAGUACACCGAAUAAUGGAUUGCGAUGUUAUAAAAUGGACCAAUUCCAAGGCAGAAAAGAGAUAAAUUCUGCCUUUGAGCAUCCAGGAGAGAUGGGUGGAUGGAAAAUACCUUUACUUCAUUGUCAAAAUAUAUCCCAAGUAAGGUCUUGGCACAAAAGUAUUUCUCACACUUGUUUUUACAUCCUUAUUUGGGGAGAUCAUGGAAGGCAGAAAGACAAGCUGUAUAAUACUUGUUGUGUGUCUCAGGAAGAAAGGCAGGCAGGCAAGCUUUCUGAAACUGCAUCCCCUUUUAGAGCUAUAAGAUUGCAGAGAAUUUUUUUUUUUUCAGUGUAACCUUGUGGGCAGCAUUAGAUGAGCAGAGUUAGAUAUUGCCAAUUCAACUUUUAAAAGAUAGACUUGUGGAAACAGUGACAAGCGGGGUUCAGUUUAUAGAACAGUUCAGUUCUUAAUGGUGCCAUUUUUCUGUGUAGGAAAAGGUAGGUGGGAAGAGGCUCUUUUUAGCAUGUUUUGAUACAGUUGUUUGUAUUCGUUGUAUUCACAUCGAUCAUAACUUUUGUAAAAGGGUUUUUUAAUGCCUCUUCAACGAAGAGAUCCUAGCUUGCAUGGUCUUGAAAGUCAUCUGACUUGGGAGAAUAUGGGACAGCGGUGAUCUUCAAAACGUUAUCAUUAAAUGUUAAAAUUCAAACUGAACUUGGUCCUCUCCAAAGCCAGGAGUAUUGUGAAUAGAUCCUGAUGGCAUUGUUUAAAAAAAAAAUUCAGGCUUUUUCUCCUCUUUUUGCUGAACCGGUAUUGUUCUUCAUCUUCAAGUAUUCUUAAGUCUUAGCCACUUGUUAUGUAAUCCUUCUUAAGUCAGUUCCAGAACAGCAAAUGUGAUUUUACUCUGCCCUGCGUCUUGCCUGUAUAGUAUUAACUUGAAGCUUCAUUUUUUACACAUGUAGAAAUUCCAGUAGAACAGCUUUCUCAUAUCGUCAAGUGCUCAAAUUCCUCUGAACUUAAAAUAUUAUAAGACAAGCAAUGUUCAAUUUAAUCCAGUAUUACAUAUUUUGAAGGCAUUGUUUGCAGUUUUGAGAAACACAACAAUUCUAUGCAAUUCUCUCCCUUUAAAGAUAUUGGCAAUGUUAUAUUAGGUUUUAGAAAUCAGAUGUUUUCCACCAAGUUUUGAAAAAAACACAGUUGCCAAAUACCUUCCUACAACUCACAAUUGAAGACAAAUAAGCAGACUUAUUUUUCUCAACGCAAAUCACUCAAAAGAUGAUCCAUUCUGUUUCACACCAGCAAAUGUUUUUACAGGUGCCUUGGGCAAAUUAAAACCAAAUGUAUGUUGUAAAAAUGACCUACGAAAUCAAAGGGUUUGUGCGAUUUGAGUUUUCAUUAAAGAAGACGCUGCUUUUAUGCAGAAAAAAGUGGCUUCUGUUGCAUUAUUUUUCUUUGGAAAACGCUUGGGUCAUGAUAAAUAUCUUGUAGAUAAAUGUCUAUGUUUUCUUUUUGACAUAAUGUGAAUCUACCCAGCUGAGAAUUAAAAUAUUGAAGCA
Pseudonaja textilis is the source of this 3244-nucleotide messenger RNA. It is a transcript of the gene LMAN1, whose product is annotated as lectin, mannose binding 1. Gene Ontology annotation, molecular function: D-mannose binding. Gene Ontology annotation, cellular component: endoplasmic reticulum membrane; COPII-coated ER to Golgi transport vesicle; endoplasmic reticulum-Golgi intermediate compartment. The record is from RefSeq and is a predicted model, not a curated record. Lineage: Eukaryota; Metazoa; Chordata; Lepidosauria; Squamata; Elapidae. Gene Ontology annotation, biological process: endoplasmic reticulum to Golgi vesicle-mediated transport.